Molecule: messenger RNA, 723 nt
Organism: Trifolium pratense (red clover)
Lineage: Eukaryota; Viridiplantae; Streptophyta; Magnoliopsida; Fabales; Fabaceae
Product: probable E3 ubiquitin-protein ligase RHG1A
Exons: 1
Coding region: 32-586 (184 amino acids)
Biological process (GO): ubiquitin-dependent protein catabolic process
Molecular function (GO): ubiquitin protein ligase activity
Source: RefSeq, a predicted model, not a curated record
UGAACUAAAUUUUUGCAGUAAGAAGAGAAGAAUGAUGAAUCAAGUGGUUAGGGGUUUGAAUACCAGAGGCAGUACUAUGAUGCAGCGUUCAACAAUGGUUGAUGAUGUUUUGAUCCUUGAUUCUUUCGUCGGCAACAACAUGAUGUCUUCUUCACGAUCAUCAACAAGAAGGGUGGCAGUGAAUCAUCCAUUGAUGGUGAACGAUCGUGUUCCUGUUUCCAAUGUUAUCCCGCCAUGGUCGAUGCUAGAUCACACCAUUGUCUUUGACUCUAACUCUAUCGGUAAUAUGGGUCACCACCACCACCACCAAAACCCUAAUGUUACUCAAGUGAAUCGUGUCAAUCAUCAAAAAUUUCAACAACUUUUCACCGCCAUUGAUGAUGAACUAACAACAACAACAACAACAACAGGGUCUUCGGCAGAUUCUGAUUCAACUUGUUGCAUUUGUCUUACGGAAUUGUGUGCUGGUUCCUCGACUGCCAUUCGGAUGCCUAAACAUUGUUGUUCACAUUUAUUUCAUCGUGAUUGCAUUCGAGAGUGGCUGAAUGUUAAAUCGACAUGUCCUUUAUGUCGCCGCAAUGUUUAAUAGUUACAAUAUUAUUUUCUACUUAGGUUGAUUUAGUUUAGGUGAAAAACAUGUGUAAUAACUUUCAUUGUUGUGAUGAAUAUGUAUGGCACUUUCUUUGUUAAUUUUUCAAUGCAUUUAUCGGUAUGUAUAAUGAU